This is a messenger RNA of Camellia sinensis, 948 nucleotides long. NCBI's taxonomy places the organism in Eukaryota, Viridiplantae, Streptophyta, Magnoliopsida, Ericales, Theaceae. The record is from RefSeq and is a predicted model, not a curated record.
AGACUCUCUCUCUCUCUCUCUCUGUGAAGAUGUUAGUGUUCCACCUAAUUCAAGCUAUCCUACUGAAGAAAGCCGUGUCGCCGCUCUUGCAGAUAUCAAUGCGAGCCGUAGAUUCUUCAAGUUUAUGGCACCUCCAUCGGUUUCUGGAAGAUCUCUCUACUCUCUACUACCAAUGAUCUAGAAUCCCUCAUUGUCUCCGCCAAUUAUUCUCAUGACACAACUCUCAUCUAUUUCAACUUCUUCAACAAUACUCAUCACAACGCUCAUGUCUGAUCAAAGGAGGCCUCUUUUGUUCGACGAACCUCGCACUCCUGGUAACCCUUACAAUUAUUUGGACAUCAAUGAAUCAGAAUAUGAAUAUCAAGUCAUUUUGGGGAUACCAUCAAAAGAGUUUAGGCAGAUUUUGAGAUCAGGAUCUGAAGACCUUAUCCUUACAAAAGACUUAAGAAAAUCAUCAAAGUUCAGUCUCUCCUCUACUUUGUAUUGUAUUGCUGUUUUUGGAAUGACUUUAGAUUACAUGUCGGGCCGGGUGUUUUGUGUGGGGGGUUGAUUCGAGUAACCAGGUUAGCUUUUGAAUGACUUUGUUCAACAUGGAUUCAUUCAUUGAAGCCUCAGGGCACUCUGCUUUUGUAUGGAUGUUUAGUCCCCUGAUUUUCCUGGCAUGCUCAAUUGCUUAGUUGGACAUCUUGGUAACAUCCAGUAUUACUUUGAUAAGAGAUAUGACCUUGGAAUUCAUUAGCGUCAAACACAUGACAACCCACCUCCCCUGUUCAAAGAUUGGUAACUAGUUUCAAACACAUGACAGUACCUUCCCUGUUCAAUUUCCCUGUUUCCUAAUUCAAAUCUUGGCAUGUGAAACAAAAAGUCUAGCAAACCAAACCAGAAUUUCUGACUCAGAUUUUGUAAUCACUGGUGUAUAUUUUGACCUUGUUAUUGCGGGGCCACACU